Molecule: messenger RNA, 3097 nt
Organism: Macroventuria anomochaeta
Lineage: Eukaryota; Fungi; Ascomycota; Dothideomycetes; Pleosporales; Didymellaceae
Exons: 2
Coding region: 236-2851 (871 amino acids)
Source: RefSeq, a predicted model, not a curated record
GAGAGAUCAAAUAUAGCAUUCUUAGGCCCUGCUCUAGUCUGACAACUCUUUCUUCCCAGUACAUGUAUCCGCAGCGGCCGCCCAGCCCUGCAUAAAGUUCUGUUUGCUGUUUCGUCUUGCUCUAUAGCCUACAUGCUACGCUUGAUUAGCAUACUGUAGUAUCUCCACUGGCGCCCACGUAGCCGUCCACUCAUUCCUCCGCCUGUUCUGUCUCCAGCAUCUAGAGGUGUCCACAAUGAUGGGUGACAAGAAGAAAUCAAGCCACCGGCUGUCGAGCUUGUUCUCUCUCGGUGGUUCCUCAGAGCCUCAACAAAGCAACUCUGCGGCUUCGUCGGAAUCCAGCAGCCGCCUUAGCAAAGUGAAGAACCGCAUUUCUUCAGCAGCAUCGUCAACGCAGCAAUCUGCGACACACCUAACAGCGCCCGAAUACCCUCCUCCGUCGCCACAGCGCCGUCAAUCACCUCCAAACCAGCUUACCAUCCAGCCUGUAGGCUCACCAGCUCUCGAACCUCUCGAACCCCCUCCGCACCUCGAUGUACCGUCGCGCAGCUCAUCCCCUGGUGGCUUUGGCAGCCGACCAGGAACACCAACCUUGGAAGUUGGGAAUGAAGGAAAGCUGAAGAAGCUGAGGCGGAAGAGUGGAUUGUUUGGAGGUAACAACAGUAGCAUGACAGACGUCAGCCACGCAGGAGGUGCUAACAGCCCGCUUGCGUGGAUUGUUGGGCACAAGGGCAAGGUGCCGUACAAUCUCACGAUGCUGUUGAACGGCGAGAAGGUGCCAGAGCUUUGGGACGACCAAGGUGACACCUUCGUCUACCUCUUCCCGCGAACCUCAGGCAAAGGCGCUUCCUUCCGCAUCGACUCGUCUGUCUACGCAGCAUCACAACUGCUCACUCGCUUUGUCCAUGGGUCUUUGUACAGCGACGAUGUUGUCGCACCUCCCCAUGAAGUCCCAGUACGAUCUUCGCGCCCAGUUUCGACUGAAGUAGGCCAAGAGCAGUCGCGCACUGCUUCUCCAGACCAGAGCCAGAUAGACAGUUCAGACGGAUCGAAGGGCUCGAGAGCGCUCAGCGAUGCAACCGAGGACGACCACACCGAGAAGCACUUGUACAUGCCAAUAGCGCUAAGCUCGGACGACGCCGUCAUCCCACAAGAACCACGCCUGACCCAGAAGGACACCGACACAUUGGUGACCUACCGCAACUUCUUUGCCUUCUUGAUUGGACAGUCUCUUGUCGCUACCACAAGACAUUCGGACAUCUUCGACAUCUUCCUGCGCAUCGCCGACAUUCUGUCCCACUAUGCUUUCUCCAACGUUGACGGAUCGACCUUUGGCGAAGUGGCCGCUUCUAGCUUUGACAGCUACGUUGACGAGCUGAACAUGGCAGAUGUCAGGCAGAGUCGCGAAAAGACAAUCGAAGCCAUUGUCCUCGGCGAGAAGAUGCGCUCCAUGGGACUCUACACCGAAGGUUUCGUACACGCGAUUGGCAAGUACGACGAUGUCAAGGGCCUACAGUCGCCCAAGUGGGAAAUGGUCAGCCCGAAGACAGGAACUCGUAUGGCUCGAGCUGCCCUGGAUCUGGAUAACCGAGAGGCCAACAUCAACAAUAAGCUCAAGGACUUUGAGUUCGCUGCUAUCUUCUCGGGUAUCAUGAACAGUGCUAUGGCAAGCGAAGGGAAGAUGAUCAACUUCAAAAGGUGGAGAUCUGCUUUCAUGAGCACACGAAGCUGGAUGAUCGACUACUACAAACACAAGUACGGCUCGUGGCUGCCGAAAGCGCGAAACAAGAAAAACAACCUAACGACCAACGGUCUCAACAGAUUGGUCCUGCGAGACAUGUACCGCGAUCUAUCUGGCUUAUACGAUCUACUUGUCGACCGGACCGACUUAACGAACAGGACGGCCGACGGUUUCUUGGUGGAGGACGAGGGAAUGGGCUUUGUGGCUGUAAAUGCCCGCGCUAUGCGCAAAGCACUCAGCGAGUACGAUCGCAGCACGCCACCUGUGCAACCGCCGAUUCCAUUUGAUCUGCCGAUGUACCCCACUCUCAAGGGUCUGAGAUCUGACUAUCCUACUGGAGACGAAAAGAAGGAUGCCAAAGCGCGGGGCAAGAAGUUGAAGAGCGAGGAGAUCACCAAGAUGCUGCACAACGCUACCAAUGCUGACGCGCAGCAAAAGACACCCUUCUUAGAAGCUUUCCUCACUUUCGAGAAGAAGCAAGCUUCCGGCUCGAACAUGGAUGAGCUGUGGGAACUCAGAAGCGGACAGUGGCUGUUUAUCUAUGCCGUCAUUCAGUCACUGCCCAUGCUGGUAGUCGACGCGCCUGGAGUACGGUUCACUGAAGGUGUCGAGUACUUCCUGUGUGAGGUUCCCCGCAGCGGUGUACCCUGGGUCCGCGAAGACACGACCAGAGCACGAACAUGGUUUGGUGUUCAAGGUGGUGCUCAGGUUGUGAGUCUGCCAACUGACAUCGUCGAGCAUGGUGUCGAGGGCGUCUUCCGACGCUCGCAUUGUUGGAAGAGGGCUCAAGAAUGGGCUGCAAACGACACGCUUUUGAACGCAGCUAUGCAGGAGCUGAACGGUACCGCUGCACCCCUGCCUCCACCUCCGGGUAUACUCGACCCUUCAUCAGCCCACGCCCGGCCUCGAUCGAAUAGUCCUCACGACGCGAGCAAGCGCAACAGCGUCAUGAGCCUUGGAUUGGAGGCUCUGCCUCUGCCACCUGGCAUUGCACCACCUACCCACUCCCCUGUGAACCGACCUCAGUCGAGCAGCGACCCAAGCAGGACGUUCGAUGCCAUCCUUGGAUCGCCACCGUUCAAUCCCAAGGACAAGAAGAAGAAAAGGUGAUCGAUUUGUUGACACGAAAUUUACGGUCUGAUCUGCGAUAAGUGUUUGGCUUGGUUUUCCCAUAGAUAUUUUGCAUAUAAUUGCAUUGACCACUUGCGUGGUACUGUUUUUAGACGUUUAGCGACAUCGCACGCGCGUGCCAUAUAUACGCGCACCAACUUGAAUAGGAAAGGAUAAGACGAAGAUACCUUAGAUGCAUAGCAUAGCAGCGAAGCCUAUAUAGCAAUUGAAAUGAGAUAUCCUUAC